Spea bombifrons (plains spadefoot toad) is the source of this 1178-nucleotide messenger RNA. RefSeq names its product Rab geranylgeranyltransferase subunit beta (gene RABGGTB). Gene Ontology annotation, molecular function: Rab geranylgeranyltransferase activity. Lineage: Eukaryota; Metazoa; Chordata; Amphibia; Anura; Pelobatidae. Gene Ontology annotation, cellular component: Rab-protein geranylgeranyltransferase complex. The transcript has 9 exons. The record is from RefSeq and is a predicted model, not a curated record. Bases 79 to 1074 code for a protein of 331 amino acids. Gene Ontology annotation, biological process: protein geranylgeranylation.
GGAAAGGACCCCUUGCCCGGCAGACAGGCAGCAAGUGGGCGAGGAUCCAUUGGAUUGAGGACCCCGCCCGGUUCCACCAUGGGAACCCCCCAGAAGGACGUCAUCGUCAAACCCGAUGCCCCCAAAACCCUGAUGCUCGACAAGCAUGCGCAGUACAUCGAAUCCUACGGAGCCAAGAAAGAUGAUUACGAAUACUGCAUGUCGGAGUAUCUGCGCAUGAGCGGCGUCUACUGGGGGCUGACCGUCAUGGACCUUAUGGGGGAGCUGCAUCGAAUGAACAAAGACGAAAUCUUAGCUUUUAUCGCGUCCUGCCAGCACGACUGCGGCGGAUUCAGCGCCAGCAUCGGCCACGAUCCCCACCUGCUGUACACGCUGAGCGCCGUGCAGAUUCUUACUCUUUUCGAUAGCCUUUCUGUAGUUGACACCGACAAAAUAGUGGAAUACGUCCAGAGCUUGCAGAAAGAGGAUGGAUCUUUUUCUGGAGACAAGUGGGGGGAAAUUGACACCCGGUUUUCUUUUUGCGCUGUUGCAACGCUUGCACUUUUGGGCCGGCUGGACUCCGUUAACAUACAGAAGGCUAUAGAGUUUGUGUUGUCCUGCAUGAACUUUGAUGGAGGCUUUGGCUGCAGACCGGGCUCCGAGUCUCACGCCGGGCAGAUCUAUUGUUGCACAGGAUUCUUGGCCAUCACUGACCAGCUUCACCAAAUCAACGCUGACCUGCUGGGCUGGUGGCUCUGUGAACGGCAGUUACCCUCCGGAGGACUCAACGGGCGACCCGAGAAGCUGCCGGACGUUUGUUAUUCGUGGUGGGUUUUGGCUUCCUUGAAAAUAAUCGGGAAACUCCACUGGAUAGACAGAGACAAACUGCGCUUGUUUAUUUUGGCGUGCCAAGAUGAAGAGACGGGCGGUUUUGCCGACAGACCGGGCGAUAUGGUCGAUCCGUUUCACACGCUGUUCGGAAUCGCCGGGUUAUCUCUGCUGGGAGAAGAAGGAAUUAAGCCGGUGAAUCCGGUGUACUGCAUGCCGGAAGAAAUCAUUCGGCGAAUAAACAUUCAACCUGAAACCCUGGGCUAGAGUCUCCCCGCGGCCCCCGAGCUUCAUCACACACGAGGGCCACCAGUGAAACAAACACUAUAACCUUUACAUCUUUAUUUUAUUAAUAAACACGUUUAUAGCCA